AUGGCCGACGACACCAAAGGCACUGGGACCUUCGAGCCCGAUGCGAAACACGGCCUCGAAGUGACGGCAUCCAAAUCCUCCUCCGAUGGCAACAACCCCGUCGCUAUUGAAGGCCAAACAGAGCACCUCCCGACGUUCGAGCAUGAAAAGAGACUCGCACUCAAGUUCGACAUCCGCAUCCUGCCCAUGCUAGCCGUCAUGUAUCUCUUCAAUGCACUCGACAAGGGCAAUUUGGGCAAUGCGAAGACAGACGGCAUGGACAAGGAUUUGCAUUUCAAGUCGGGCCAGUACAAUACCAUGUUGAGCAUCUUCUUCGUCCCGUACGUGCUGUUUGCGCCGCCGAUUGCGAUGGCGGGAAAGAAGAUUGGGCCGAACCGGAUGUUGCCGAUUCUGAUGUUUUGCUUUGGAAGCAUGACGCUGUUAGCCGCGUCUGUGAAGAAUUUCGGCGGCAUGAUGGCUUUGCGGUGGUUCUUGGGUAUGUCGGAAGCCGCAUUCUUCCCACUGGUCAUCUACUACCUCACCACCUUCUACCGUCGCGGUGAACUUGCCCGUCGCCUCGCCCUCUUCUAUGCCGCCUCCAACAUCGCGAAUGCCUUUUCCGGCCUCCUCGCAUUCGGCGUCUUCCACAUCAAAGAUUCGAAGCUCGAUGCGUGGCGCUACCUCUUCAUCAUCGAGGGUACCGCCACCAUCCUCGUCGCCUUCUUCGCCUACUGGUGGCUCCCCAAGUCCGCCUACGAAGCAAAGUUCCUCACCGAAGAAGAAAAGAAGCUCGCCUUCACCCGCAUCCAAAUCGACUCCUCCGCCAUCGUAGGCGAGAAAUUCGUCCUCAAAGACGCCCUCCAAAUCUUCAAGCUCCCCUCAACAUACGGCUUCCUCGCCAUCGAAAUCUGCCUGGGCGUCCCCCUCCAAUCCGUCGGCCUCUUCAUGCCACAGAUCAUCAACGCCCUCGAAAAAGACGUCGUACAAGUCAACCUCAAAACCGUCGCCCCAAACUGCGUAGGCGCCGUCUUCCUCCUCAUCCUCGCCUUCGCCUCCGACUACUCGCGCAUCCGCUUCCCCUUCAUCGCCCUAGGCUUCGCCCUCACCUUCUGCGGCUUCAUCAUCUUCGCCGCCAUCGACGUCCCGUCGCACCUUUCCACCGCCUACUUCGCAGCCUUCAUGAUGGUCUGGGGGACCUCCGCGCCGUCCGUCCUGCUCUCCACCUGGUACAAUAAUAACAUCGCGCACGAGGGGCGUCGCGUAACGCUCACCUCGGUGGGCAUACCGCUUGCCAACCUAAUGGGCGUGGUAUCCUCUAAUAUCUUCCGCGACGAGGACAAGCCUAAGUAUGUGCCUGCACUGGCGACGACGGCUGCGUUCGGCGCGACGGGGUGCUGCAUUGCGUUGCUGCUGGGGAGUUAUAUGAUAUUCGAUAAUCGGCGGAGGAACAGGAAGCAGGGGGUCAACCUGACUGCGCGGGACGUGAGCACUGCGAUUUUGAGGGAGGGGCCGAAUAGUGCGGAUUUUAGGUGGUUUUUGUAA
Molecule: messenger RNA, 1521 nt
Organism: Didymosphaeria variabile
Lineage: Eukaryota; Fungi; Ascomycota; Dothideomycetes; Pleosporales; Didymosphaeriaceae
Exons: 2
Coding region: 1-1521 (506 amino acids)
Biological process (GO): transmembrane transport
Cellular component (GO): membrane
Molecular function (GO): transmembrane transporter activity
Source: RefSeq, a predicted model, not a curated record